AUGUCCAGCUUCAUUACAGAGACCAGUGUAGCCUCUCUUGAGUCUCUCCAGUACCACAGGCCUAAAUCCAGUCCAGACUCCCUCCAGAACCAUGGGGAUGAGGCCAGUCCAGACUCCCUCCAGAACCAUGGGGAUGAGGCCAGUCCAGACUCCCUCCAGAACCAUGGGGAUGAGGCCAGUCCAGACUCCCUCCAGAACCAUGGGGAUGAGGCCAGUCCAGACUCCCUCCAGAACCAUGGGGAUGAGGCCAGUCCAGACUCCCUCCAGAACCAUGGGGAUGAGGCCAGUCCAGACUCCCUCCAGAACCAUGGGGAUGAGGCCAGUCCAGACGCCCUCCAGAACCAUGGGGAUGAGGCCAGUCCAGACUCCCUCCAGAACCAUGGGGAUGAGGCCAGUCUCGCCUCUCCAGACUCCCUGCACCAGCCAUACCUCUCAGCUGUCUCUGGGUUUCCCAGCAUGCCUUCCUGCAUCUCCGGCACCAGCCGCAGUCGACCUGAACCCUUGUACAGACAGAGCCCAGGUCAGUAUUUUAGUUUUGUUGAUUUAUUUAUUACCUUUAUUUUUCCUGCUAGAGGUACACUUUACAGUGGAAAGUAUUCAGACCCCUUCCCCUUUUCCAAAUUUUGUUACGUUACAGCCUUACUCUAAAAUUGAUUCAAAAAUUGAAUUGGAACGCUGACUGCGAGCCAGGCCUCACUAAUGCUCUUGUGGCUGAAUGGAAGCAAGUUCCCGCACCAAUUUUCCAACAUCUAGUGGGAAGCCUUCCCAGACGAGUGGAGGCUUUUAUAGCAGCAAAGGGGGGACCAACUCCAUAUUAAUGCCCAUCAUUUUGAAAUGAGAUGUUCGACGAGCAGGAGUCCACAUACUUUUGGUCAUGUAGUGUAUAUGGCUAAGAUGUAAUCAAUAGUGACUUUCAGGAAAGCGCCUCCAGUUUGUUUACCGAUGGCGACGUCUUUUGGAAGUCUUUUUUUGGUGCAGUCUGGACCGGCCUUGAUUUCAACGUCUGGUCCGGACCGGCCUAUGUUUGGCCCAAACAUAGACGUCUAUAAUUCCUUCAGAUUUCGUCCGGUCCAUAGAGAUCUAUGUUUCACAAGUUUUGACAGCACAGUACAAUAGAGCACAGCAGAGUUCAGUAACGUCAAGAAAAGUAAAGUAUAGUGUACUUAUUGUACAUUACUUUACUCUACUGUACUCUACUGAACUAAACUCUAAUGUACUCUACUGAACUAAACUAUAAUGUACUCUACUGAACUAAACUAUAAUGUACUCUACUGAACUAAACUGUACUGUACUCUACUGAAUUAAACUCUAAUGUACUCUACUGAACUAAACUAUAAUGUACUCUACUGAACUAAACUCUACUGUACUCUACUGAACUAAACUAUAAUGUACUCUACUGAACUAAAUUCUACUGUACUCUACUGAACUAAACUCUAAUGUACUCUACUGAAUUAAACUAAACUGUUCUGUACUGUGAUGUUGAAACUUGUGAAACUUGCCUAGACAUCUAUGAUUCCUUUAGAUUUGGAUCUGGUCUGCACCGACCAAAUUUGUACUUGUUUGGGGGCGGAGGUCCUUAGAAUAAUACCCAGCAUGCGUUUGGGGGCGGAGGUCCUUAGAAUAAUACCCAGCAUGCGUUUGGGGGCGGAGGUCCUUAGAAUAAUACCCAGCAUGCGUUUGGGGGCGGAGGUCCUUAGAAUAAUACCCAGCAUGCGUUUGGGGGCGGAGGUCCUUAGAAUAAUACCCAGCAUGCGUUUGCAAGUAUUUGUUUUUACAUCACAUUUAGGUCAUUCAGCAGAUGCUCUUAUCCAGAGCUACAGUGCCGUGAAAAAGUAUUUGCCCCCUUUCGGAUUUUCUAAAUGUUUUGCAUAUUUCUGAUACUGAACGUUAUCAGAUCUUCAACAAAAACCUAAUAUUAGAUAAAGGGAACCUGAGUUUACAAAUAACAAAAAAUAAUGGAUACUUAUUUUAUUUAAUUAACAAAGUUAUGCAACACCCAAUUGGCCUGUGUGAAAAACAUGGGUCCCAUUGUGCCUGGCGAAAACCAAACACUGCAUUCCACAGUAAGAACCUUAUACCAACGGUCAAGUAUGGUGGUGGUGGUGUGAUGGUUUGGGGAUGCUUUGCUGCCUCAGGACCUGGACGACUUGCCUUAAUAAAACUGUUUUAAAUAUUUUGAAAAAACUAACAUAAGUGCAUGUGAGAGAUGUGAGCAAUGGGCUAAUACAUAAUCUGUUGCAAUCUUUGGUUUGGCUCAUCUUUGAUAAAUGAAGAGGCUUGAAAAAAAAUGUUAUUGUGAUAUAAUGCUUACUUCUUUGAGAAUGUUUUUCUAUGUCCGGGAAAAUAUGUAUUUUCAAUGUCAGUACAGAAAAGCCGUCUGUUCACAUUUAAUUCAGCACCUGAAAUGCACCUGAUUUCAACGUCUGGAAAAUACAUUUUGUCUCAACUACCCCUGGAUCAUUGAACUUGCACUGAAUUCACCUUGUCUCUGAAAUGAUGAAACUAUUCCUACAGUGAGGGAAAAAAGUAUUUGAUCCCCUGCUGAUUUUGUACGUUUGCCCACUGACAAAGAAAUGAUUAGUCUAUAAUUUUAAUGGUAGGUUUAUUUGAACAGUGAGAGACAGAAUAACAACAACAAAAUCCAGAAAUACGCAUGUCAAAAAUGUUAUAAAUUGAUUUGCAUUUUAAUGAGGGAAAUAAGUAUUUGACCCCUCUGCAAAAUAUAACUUAGUACUUGGUGGCAAAACCUUUGUUGGCAAUCACAGAGGUCAGACAUUUCUUGUAGUUGGCCACCAGGUUUGCACACAUCUCAGGAGGGAUUUUGUCCCACUCCUCUUUGCAGAUCUUCUCCAAGUCAUUAAGGUUUCGAGGCUGACGUUUGGCAACUCGAACCUUCAGCUCCCUCCACAGAUUUUCUAUGGGAUUAAGGUCUGGAGACUGGCUAGGCCACUCCAGGACCUUAAUGUGCUUCUUCUUGAGCCACUCCUUUGUUGCCUUGGCCGUGUGUUUUGGGUCAUUGUCAUGCUGGAAUACCCAUCCACGACCCAUUUUCAAUGCCCUGGCUGAAGGAAGGAGGUUCUCACCCAAGAUUUGAUGGUACAUAGCCCCGUCCAUCGUCCCUUUGAUGCGUUGAAGUUGUCCUGUCCCCUUAGCAGAAAAACACCCCCAAAGCAUAAUGUUUCCACCUCCAUGUUUGACGGUGGGGAUGGUGUUCUUGGGGUCAUAGGCAGCAUUCCUCCUCCUCCAAACACGGCGAGUUGAGUUGAUGCCAAAGAGCUCGAUUUUGGUCUCAUCUGACCACAACACUUUCACCCAGUACUCCUCUGAAUCAUUCAGAUGUUCAUUGGCAAACUUCAGACGGGCAUGUAUAUGUGCUUUCUUGAGCAGGGGGACCUUGCGGGCGCUGCAGGAUUUCAGUCCUUCACGGCGUAGUGUGUUACCAAUUGUUUUCUUGGUGACUAUGGUCCCAGCUGCCUUGAGAUCAUUGACAAGAUCCUCCUGUGUAGUUCUGGGCUGAUUCCUCACCGUUCUCGUCAUCAUUGCAACUCCACGAGGUGAGAUCUUGCAUGGAGCCCCAGGCCGAGGGAGAUUGACAGUUAUUUUGUGUUUCUUCCAUUUGUGAAUAAUCGCACCAACUGUUGUCACCUUCUCACCAAGCUGCUUGGCAAUGGUCUUAUAGCCCAUUCCAGCCUUGUGUAGGUCUACAAUCUUGUCCCUGACAUCCUUGGAGAGCUCUUUGGUCUUGGCCAUGGUGGAGAGUUUGGAAUCUGAUUGAUUGAUUGCUUCUGUGGACAGGUGUCUUUUAUACAGGUAACAAACUGAGAUUAGGAGCACUCCCUUUAAGAGUGUGCUCCUAAUCUCAGCUCGUUACCUGUAUAAAAGACACCUGGGAGCCAGAAAUCUUUCUGAUUGAGAAGGGGUCAAAUACUUAUUUCCCUCAUUAAAAUGCAAAUCAAUUUAUAACAUUUUUGACAUGCGUCUUUUCUGGAUUUUUUUGUUGUUAUUCUGUAUCUCACUGUUCAAAUAAACCUACCAUUAAAAUUAUAGACUGAUCAUUUCUUUGUCAGUGGGCAAACGUACAAAAUCAGCAGGGGAUCAAAUACUUUUUUCCCCUCACUGUAAAUUAGCCUUACACCAGCUACUCAGAGACUAACAGUUCCUCCCUUUUUGUGUUGUGUUCCAGUUCACCAGGUGCACUCGUCAUCCUCCCACGUCAACAGUAGUGUCCAGUGGUUGGAGCAGGGGGCUUCUGGGGGCCAGCCUCUCAACUCCUCCUCCUGCUCCUUCACCACCACCAAGUCCCCUCUACACCCCCACACCUCCUCCUCCUUCUCCUCUCUGACCAUCCCCAGGACCGGGCACCACACCCCUGGGCACGACUGUCAGGACAGUCCCAGGCUCCAGGAGAGGCUGAGUCCCAGUGAUGACGGAUGUAGCAGUAGUUUUCUCACCCUCAUCUCUGCACCAGGGGAUGGGUACCCACACUCUGCCCAGGCCUACGGUCACUCCUUGGGCUUCUACAGCAACCCCUGGGGGUCAGGACAGGACUACAGCUCAGCCUCUCUCUACUCCUCCCCUGGGGCUGUCAUCUACCCUUCCUCCUACUGCUAUUCCCCCAAACUACUCAACUACAAGAUCAACCUCUCUCCUCCAGGUGAGAUGACAACAAGUUCAAACAUGGUUACAUUUCAUUUCAAAUUUCGGUAGUGUUCUAGGAAUGUUCUCCAACUGAUUCGACAUUGGGAAUGUUCUCAAAUAGUUCAGAGAACGUUGAGAAACAGUUGGUAGAGCAACGCCAGGGUUGUGGGUUCUCAUCAUUUUCAGAAAUCGCUGAUCUUCACUCCUCCAAAUCCCCCAAUUCUCUUCCAUCAUUACAAAAACAGCUUUCUCUGCUUCUGUCAUCAUUUCUCCUAUUUGCUUCUGCUCAUAGCCUUCAGAAACCAACAAGGUCACAUGUGGCACACUCUUCUCAAUCUCCAAUUCUUUAUCCAUGAGCUGAGUUGAACUUUCUUUAGUUGAUGACUCAACCAUUCCUCUGAGUUCAAUUCGGCAGCAUUCUUGAAAUACUGGAGCUGAAUUGAAAUGGAUAUUCCAGAAGCCUCGCAUCUGGCAUAUUUUCCCCCUUACAUUUCUUCCAUAUCUUAGCCUGCUUCAAAAAAUCUUCACUGAGAUUUCCAAUCCAGAAUACUAUAGACUAAUCCCUCUCUGUCAUCAUCAACAAUUGGUAAACCUUUUCCUUUGGCACUUCUACCAGACAGCCGUCUGGUGUACAUCUUAUUGGUACAGUUCAACUUCCACAAUGCAUCUCUUCCCAACAACGCAAUAGGUGUAUGUUCUGAUACCAGUAUGGGUAUUGUAAUUUUCUCAUUUUCAUAGCAGAGCUCAAUUGGUUCCUUAAGAGUAAUCAACUGUUUUACUCCCUCAAAUCCCUAUUCUAAUUAGUUGAUUUGACAUAGUGAGAUGUGUAACCUCUUCAGGCUGAACACAGAUAAAAGCAGUUCCUCUUUCCACCAUCACUUCCAAUGGUCCGUGGUUUAUUUCCACCUCAAUUGUUGGAUCUUUUUCCCCUAACUGGUGCUACCAGCUGACACCUCCCUUUCGGAUCUUCUAGGCACCCCUAGAAUCCUUGCUCCUUGCCCCUAUAAGGGUUCACCUGUCCUCCAGAUGAUCUUCACUUGCUCCUGUAUCUUCCUCUGAAAUUCCCUAUUGUGUUUCCUUCUGGCCCAUUACACUCACAGGCAAAGUCACCAACCUGUCCACAAUCAUAACACACUUCUGAAGAUUGCUGGAAGUAUGACUUAAAUCUUCCUCCUCUUCCUAAGCCUUCUCAUCCUCUUCCUCUCCAAUUCUGUGCCUGUCCAGAAACUGGCUAUGGAUAUGAAACAACUGGUACCGCUAUUGGUGGCUGGUACAAUUGCAUUUGAUCUGGUUCAGUUGAAGCUGUGGCAGUGAUUGUUGAUCCCAAUUCUUGGGAUCCUUUUCUCAGCAGUUUUUUCUUCUCUUCUGUAUCUUCAGCUUCUUGAGUUGUUCUUCCAGUUCUCUUACUUCUUCUAAAUUAUUCCCCUUAUCCAGGCAUGAUACGCAUCGGUCUAUAUCUCUUUCUAUUUAUUCUGUGCUAAUCAUUGUAGGAUAAAAUCCUCCUUAACAUAAAGCACCCUUAAUCUCCAAAUCUUCAUCGCUUUCUCCAUCUUCACUUUCAUCAGAGAUCGAAUCUCUAGUAUCCUUCUUCUUCCUUCAACUUCCAUCACCCCUUCUUUCCUCUCUUGCCAACUUCCUUCUGAUCACAGAGUCAUAUCCACCCAUGAUCUCCCUUCAAUCACUCUGAUCAUCAUCAUCAUCAUCAUCAUCUUCAAGUUCCAUCUUCCUGAACCUCACUCCACCCUUAGUUUCCAGACAUCUAGUUUUCUUCCUACUUUUGGAGUUUGGAUUAAUCUUUAUGGUCGUUUCUGCUUUUCCUCUCUCUAUUAUUCAAUCACUUUCAUCAUGUUGAUGACGUCAGGGUUAAGAGUCCCUUCCACUAGCCAUGGUUGUUCAAUGUCACCCCAACGUUUAUUCCCUUUUCCAGAUAACCUUGCAAUACCAUUCACUAAAGGAUUACCAUUUUCUACUACAUCAACAGGAGUAAUUACUUUCAUAGUUUUUAUGUCCUUUUUCCCCCUUGUAGCAACUCUUUUAUAUUCCUUUAUUGUGAAUUAUUUUAUUAUUUUAGACUAUGUAGCUUAUGAUUCCCUCUUUUAUUUUAUUUUUUAUUAAUUAAUUCAUCAAUUAAUUAAUCAAUUAACUUAUUUAUUCAUUUUAUUUUAUUUUAUUUUACCGAAUUAUUGAUUAGUGGCAAUCUUACCACAUCCGAUCAGGAAAAGUAAAUGAAAGUAGUCAACUUCCGAGCAAUCCAAAAAAGAAAGACCUGUAAUCCAGCAACACUACAGCACUCACAAACCAAUUGCUUAAUAAGCACCCAAUUACCUUAAUUUUACAGAAUAAUGUCAGUGCUCAAUUUCCCCACUCAACUCUAAUCAAAACCACUCAUGCACAAAAACUCAAAAAUGCAAUUCUUAAUUACAUCAAUUGAUCAGUCUGUUGCCAAGUCCUUGUCAAAUUGUCAUAACAUCAAAUAUGCUAGGCACCCAAAAUAUCCUCUAUGGGAAGGUAAGUUUUGUGAAUAGAACAGUACUAGCAUUGAUUUGACUUGAUCCGUUGCAGCACACUCUGUCGCAUGACGCACUCGUCAGCACUUCCUCUCUCUCUCUGUCUCCUCCUUCUUAUCGUCUCUCAUAUCACAGAAGAACAAAGAAACAGACAAUAAUUUAGUAUUUUAUGCACUCACUGGGUUAUUUCAACCAUUCAAUACCCCUCUGUUCACAUUCGCUCUAAGAAAUAAGCAAACAACUUAACUCAGGAAUAGUAUAAAUAGUUCAAUAACCAUUUUUUAUUUUUUUAUUUUUUUAUCCGUCAACAUAUCUCUCAUUUAUCAAUUCAAUAGAUCUCAAUCAAAUAGUUUCAUCGUUAAGCAACAGCCGAUUUAACAAACAGAACACUCCAUCAUUCGUAUCUAAAUCUCCCCCUCCCUCUCUGUCUGCUCUGAGUCUGCGUCUCCCAGCAGCCCAGUGCAGGCAGGGGAGUGGCACAUUUUCUCUACAUAACUCUAAACUCAUAAAAUCCCACGCAUGCGUAGUUCAUUCACCAGUGCGAUUUCAUAGUGGAAGGAGCUCUCCCAAGCAGCUCUCUCCCAGCCUAAACAACAGAAAGUAGACAGACCAGCUGUCGCUCCGUUCUUUCCCCCCAUAGACAAACAGUAACACUUAACACAACUCACAAACCAACACAAAACAUAGAACACAAAUCCUACUCUCUUCCACACACACACACACACACACAUACAGUUUAAGAGGCUUAUUUCCGUUCCUACGGACCUCUAAGCAUGCUACUACCAUCGCGCCAUUUUUUCCUUUGUUCCUAAAUUUCUGCUACCUUGAGUUCGCGGAAAUUCAAUGAGCGGUUACAUCAAACAUAUACUUCGUCAACUAUAAGUCGAGCGAUAACUUGCAACCGAAUGUAUAUACCACAACCCCAGUCCCCAGACCCACCUAAUGCGCUUUUAGGAUUUUCGGCCCAUCCUAAUGAUCGCCUCGUUGGAGGGCUUAACAUAGAUCCGCGAUGUUCUAAUUUGUAUACAUUUUUCCUUAGUUCCUGGCCUUUCCUUCAUUGUAUUCUUUUUGAAUUUUAUUCAAGCAAAAAUAUCCCUAUAGACACUCCCCCCUGUUUGCGUUGUUUACCAGCGCAAACAAAUGUAGAAAUUUAGAACGGACUCUUAUCCCACAGCAAAUAACAGCAAAGCACACACGCAAGUUCUUAACGGUGCAUUCAUUCAACGCACACACACACAGACACACGAACUAACCAGUGCCCAAAAGUAGUGAGAAAACUCACCCUUAUCUGCCGGACUCUGGAGCGAGAGUCAGCUCGGCGCCCAUGAAUGGAACGCUGAGAAAAGACGCAACACGACCAAUACCUCGUCGCCAUUAUGUAGUGUCGAGAAAACGAUGCUAAUUAUGCUGUGAGAACAAGGAAAUCCGCUGACACUGUCCUCGAUUAUAAUUAUUUAUUACAUUUGAAGAUCUCAGCGCCAAUUUACAGAUAUCUGCAGACAUCUGGAGAAUAACCUGACCCAAACUCUAAAUAUGUUAUUCUCCCCGUCCUUUGUUUUAACUGUGGUAUUUAUAUCCUAUGCCCUAUGUAACAUAAUAUGGGUGUUUUCCCCUACAGACCAAUCCCAGGACUCCACCUAACAGACUUCCUCUGCUUUAGGGUGCCCCUAUAGAACUACUCCCCAGAUGCUCCCUUAAGCUGAGUCAACAUCCUCUAAGACUAUUUGCAACCAUUAGCAAAGUCAUAAAUUGUCCAGAUACCACACAAACAGAAUGCAUGUUUUGGAAAAAUGUGUAUUCUGUACAGGCUUCCUUCUUUUCACUAUGUCAAUUAGGUUAGUAUUGUGGAGUAACUACAAUGUUGAUCCAUCCCUCAAUUCUCUCCCAUCACAGCCAUUAAACUCUGUAAUUAAUAUUGGCCUCACAACGAAAUCCCUGAGCUGUUUCCUUCCUCUCCGGAAACUGAGCUAGGAAGGACGCCUGUAUCUUUGUAGUGACUGGGUGUAUUGAUACACCAUCCAAAGGGUAAUUAAUAACUUCACCAUGCUCAAAGGGAUAUUUAAUGUCUUUUUUUCUUUUCUUUAAAAAAAAUCUACCAAUAUGUGUCCUUUGUGAAGUAUUGGAAAACCUCCCUGGUCUUUGUGGUUAAAUCUGUGUUUGAAAUUCACUAGUCGACUGAGGGACAAGUUAUUGUAUCGGGUACAGAGAUGAGGUAGUCAUUUAAAAAUCAUGUUAAAUACUAUUUUUUUUGCACACAAAGCCCAUGCAAUUUAUUAUGUGACUUGUUAAGCAAAUGUUUACUCCUGAACUUAUUUAGGCUUGCCAUAAUAAAGGGGUGGAAUAAUUAUUCACUCAAAACAUUUCAGCUUUUCAUUUUUAAUUAAUUUGGAAACAUUUGGAAAAAUACAAUUCCACUUUGACAUUAUGGGAUAUUGUGUGUAGGUCAUUGACCAAAAAAUCUAAAUUUAAUCCAUUUAAAAUUCAGGCUGUAACACAACAAAUGUGGAAUAAGUCAAGGGGUAUGAAUACUUUCUGAACGCACUGUACGUCCUGAGACUAAACCACACAAUGUAUAGACGACAGCAGGGUGCACAUGCAAAAACUAGGCUUCCGAUUAUUUUAUGUCAAACAAAUUACAGUGCUUUCGGGAAAUUAUUCAGACCCCUUUACUUUUUUCAUAUUUUGUUAGGUUACGGCCUUAUUCUAAAAUUUAUUAAAUUGAUUUUUCCCCCUCAUCAAUCUACACACAAUACCCCAUCAUGAAAAAGCAAAAACAGCUUUUUAGAAAUUUCUGCACAUUUGUAUAUUUUUUCUUCUGAAAUAUCACAUUUACAUAAGUAUUCAGACCCUUUACUCAGUACUUUGUUGAAGCACCUUUGGCAGCGAUUACAGCCUCGAGUCUUCUUGGGAAUGAUGCUACAAGCUUGGCACACCUGUAUUUGGGGAGUUUCUCCCAUUCUUCUCUGAAUAUCCUCUCAAGCUCUGUCAGGUUGGAUGGGAGCAUCGCUGCACAGCUAUUUUCAGGUCUCUCCAGAGAUGUUCGAUCGGGUUCAAGUCCGGGCUCUGGCUGGGCCACUCAAGGACAUUCAGAGACUUGUCCCAAAGCCACUCCUGUGUUGUCUUAGCUGUGUGCUUAGGGUCGUUGUCCUGUUGGAAGGUGAACCUUCGCCCCAGUCUGAGGUCCUGAGUGAUCUGGAGCAGGUUUUCAUCAAGGAUCUCUCUGUACUUUGCUCCGUUCAUCUUUCCCUCGAUACUGACUAAUCUCCCAGUCCCAGCCGCUGAAAACAUCCCCACAGCAUGAAACUGCCACCACCAUGCUUCACCGUAGGGAUGGCGCCAGGUUUUCUCCAGACGUGACGCUUGGCAUUUAUGCCAAAGAGUUCAAUCUCACUUUCAUCAAACAAGAGAGUCUUGUUUCUCAUGGUCUGAGAGUCCUUUAGGUGCCUUUUGGCAAACUCCAAGCAGGCUGUCAUGUGCCUUUUACUGAGGAGUGGCUUCCGUCUGGCCUGAUUGGUGGAGUGCUGUAGAGAUGGUUGUCCUUCUGGAAGGUUCUCCCAUCUUCACAGAGGAACUCCGGAGCUCUGUCAGAGUGACCAUCGGGUUGUUGGUCACCUCCCUGACCAAAGCCCUUCUCCCCCGAUUGCUUCUUUCAUUCAAGAAUGAUGGAGGCCACUGUGUUUUUGUUUUUGGGGACCUUCAAUGCUGCAGAAAUGUUUUGGUACCCUUCCCCAGAGCUGUGUCUCGACACAAUCCUGUCUCGGAGCUCUACGGGCAAUUCCUUCAACCUUAUGGCUUGGUUUUUGCUCAGAAAUGCACUGUCAACUGUGGGACCUUAUAUAGACAGGUGUGUGCCUUUCCAAAUCAUGUCCAAUCAAUUGAAUUUUCUACAGGUGGACACCAAUCAAGUUGUAGAAACAUCUCAAGGAUGAUCAAUAGAAACAGGAUGCACCUAAGCUCAAUUUCAAGUCUCAUAGCAAAGGGUCUGAAUACUUAUGUAAAUAAGGUAUUUCUGUUUUUUAUUUCUAAUUACUUUGCCAAAAAAAAAAACCGGUUUUUGCAUUGUCAUUAUGGGUUACUGUGUGUAGAUUGUUGAGUAAAAAAAUAAAUGUAAUCCAUUUUAGAACAAGGCUGUAACGUAACAAAAUGUGGAGAAAGUAAAGGGGAUAGAAUACUUUCUGAAAGCGCUGUAUGUAAAGCUGACGGGUGCUCUCCCUGUCCCUGUCCCUGUCCCUGUCCCUGUCCCUCUCCCUCUCCCUCUCCCUGUCCCUCUCCUUGUCCCUGUCCCUGUCCCUCUCCCUGUCCCUGUCCCUCUCCCUGUCCCUGUCCCUCCUCCUUGUCCCUGUCCCUCUCCUUGUCCCUGUCCCUGUCCCUCUCCCUGUCCCUCUCCUUGUCCUGUCCCUGUCCCUGUUCCCUCUCCCUCUCCCUCUCCUCUCCCUGUCCCUCUCCUUGUCCUGUCCCUGUCCCCCCCUCCCGUCCCUGUCCCUGUCCCUCUCCCUGUCCCUGUCCCUCUCCCUGUCCCUGUCCCUCUCCCUCUCCCGUCCCUCUCCCUGUCCCUGUCCCCUCCCUUCCCUUCCCUCUCCCUGUCCCUGUCCCUCUCCCUGUCCCUCUCCCUCUCCCUCUCCCUGUCCCGUCCCUCCCCUCUCCCUGUCCCUGUCCCUUCCCUGUCCCCGUCCUCUCCCUGCCCUUCCCUGUCCCUGUCCCUCUCCCUGUCCCUGUCCCUUCCCUUCCCUGUCCCUCUCCCUCUCCCUGUCCCUCUCCUGUCCCUGUCCCUCUCCCUGUCCCUCUUCCCUUCCCUGUCCCUGUCCCUGUCCCCUCUCCCUUCCCUCUCCCGCUCCCUGUCCCCCCGCCCUGUCCCCUCUCCCUGCCUUUUGUCCCUGUCCCUCCUGUCCCUGUCCCUCUCCCCUGUCCCUGUCCCUCUCCCUGUCCCUGUCCCUGUCCCUGUCCCUCUUUCCCUGUCCCUGUCCCUGUCCCUUCCCUGUCUUCCCUGUCCCUCCCUGUCCCUCUCCCUGUCCCUCUCCCUGCUCCCUGUCCCUCCCCCCUGUCCCUUCCCUCCCUGUCCCUCUCCCUGGUCCCUCUCCCUCUCCCUGUCCCUCUCCCUCUCCCUCUCCCUGUCCCUCUCCCUGUCCCUGUCCCUCUCCCUGUCCCUCUCCCUGUCCCUCUCCCUGUCCCUCUCCCUGUCCCUCUCCCUGUCCCUCUCCCUGUCCCUCUCCCUGUCCCUCUCCCUGUCCCUCCCUCCCUGUCCCUCUCCCUCCCCUGUCCCUCUCCCUGUCCCUCUCCCUCUCCCUCUCCCUCUCCCUGUCCCUCUCCCUGUCCCUGUCCCUCUCCCUGUCCCUGUCCCUGUCCCUCUCCCUGUCCCUGUCCCUGUCCCUGUCCCUGUCCCUGUCUCUCUCCCUCUCCCUGUCCCUGUCCCAGUCCCAGAGGCCCGUGAGUGUGUGAACUGUGGUGCGACCGCCACCCCUCUGUGGCGUCGUGACGGGACAGGACACUACCUCUGUAACACCUGUGGCCUCUACCACAAGACGAACAGCCAGAACAGACCCCUCAUCAGACCCAAAAAGAGACCGGUAUGUUAAUGAUUAUUUAGACUGACUGGUAUGUUAUUUAUUAUUUAGACUGACUGGUGCAGUGGGGGAAAAAAGUAUUUAGUCAGCCACCAAUUGUGCAAGUUCUCCCACUUAAAAAUAUGAGAUAGGCCUGUAAUUUUCAUCAUAGGUACACGUCAACUAUGACAGACAAAAUGAGAAAAAGAAUUCCAGAUUAUCACAUUGUAGGAUUUUUAAUGAAUUUUUUUGCAAAUUAUGGUGGAAAAUAAGUAUUUGGUCAAUAACUAAAGUUUCUCAAUACUUUGUUAUAUACCCUUUGUUGGCAAUGACACAGGUCAAACGUUUUCUGUAAGUCUUCACAAGGUUUUCACACACUGUUGCUGGUAUUUUGGCCCAUUCCUCCAUGCAGAUCUCCUCUAGAGCAGUGAUGUUUUGGGGCUGUCGCUGGGCAACACAGACUUUCAACACCCUCCAAAGAUUUUUUAUGGGGUUGAGAUCUGGAGACUGGCUAGGCCACUCCAGGACCUUGAAAUGCUUCUUACGAAGCCACUCCUUCGUUGCCCGGGCGGUGUGUUUGGGAUCAUUGUCAUGCUGAAAGACCCAGCCACGUUUCAUCUUCAAUGCCCUUGCUGAUGGAAGGAGGUUUUCACUCAAAAUCUCACGAUAUAUGGCCCCAUUCAUUCUUUCCUUUACACGGAUCAGUCGUCCUGGUCCCUUUGCAGAAAAACAGCCCCAAAGCAUGAUGUUUCCACCCCCAUGCUUCACAGUAGGUAUGGUGUUCUUUGGAUGCAACUCAGCAUUCUUUGUCCUCCAAACACGACGAGUUGAGUUUUUAACCAAAAAGUUAUAUUUUGGUUUCAUCUGACCAUAUGACAUUCUCCCAAUCCUCUUCUGGAUCAUCCAAAUGCACUCUAGCAAACUUCAGACGGGCCUGGACAUGUACUGGCUUAAGCAGGGGGACACGUCUGGCACUGCAGGAUUUGAGUCCCUGGCGGCGUAGUGUGUUACUGAUGGUAGGCUUUGUUACUUUGGUCCCAGCUCUCUGCAGGUCAUUCACUAGGUCCCCCUGUGUGGUUCUGGGAUUUUUGCUCACCGUUCUUGUGAUCAUUUUGACCCCACGGGGUGAGAUCUUGCAUGGAGCCCCAGAUCGAGGGAGAUUAUCAGUGGUCUUGUAUGUCUUCCAUUUCCUAAUAAUUGCUCCCACAGUUAAUUUCUUCAAACCAAGCUGCUUACCUAUUGCAGAUUCAGUCUUCCCAGCCUGGUGCAGGUCUACAAUUUUGUUUCUGGUGUCCUUUGACAGCUCUUUGGUCUUGGCCAUAGUGGAGUUUGGAGUGUGACUGUUUGAGGUUGUGGACAGGUGUCUUUUAUACUGAUAACAAGUUCAAACAGGUGCCAUUAAUACAGGUAACGAGUGGAGGACAGAGGAGCCUCUUAAAGAAGAAGUUACAGGUCUGUGAGAGCCAGAAAUCUUGCUUGUUUGUAGGUGACCAAAUACUUAUUUUCCACCAUAAUUUGCAAAUAAAUUCAUUAAAAAUCCUACAAUGUGAUUUUCUGGAUUAUUUUUUCUCAAUUUGUCUGUCAUAGUUGACGUGUACCUAUGAUGAAAAUUACAGGCCUCUCAUCUUUUUAAGUGGGAGAACUUGCACAAUUGGUGGCUGACUAAAUACUUUUUUCCCCCACUGUAUGUUAUUGAUUAUUUAGACUGACUGGUAUGUUAUUGAUUAUUCUGACUGGUAUGUUAUUUAUUAUAUAUAUUUACAGUCAUGCUGUGAAUUUCCUUCUUAGACUUCUCAUAUUUAUUUCUCCAAGACAAUACAUCUUUCCUCCUCUCCUCUCCUCUCCUCUCCUCUCCUCUCCUCUCCUCUCCUCUCCUCUCCUCUCCUCUCCUCUCCUCUCCUCUCCUCUCCUCUCCUCUCCUCUCCUCUCCUCUCCUCUCCUCUCCUCUCCUCUCCUCUCCUCUCCUCUCCUCUCCUCUCCUCUCCUCUCCUCUCCUCUCCUCUCCUCUCCUCUCCUCUCCUCUCCUCUCCUCUCCCCUGUCCUACCACUAUCUACCACAGUGUAUUCGCUGCUCCACCUGUGAUUUCUAAAGUUAAACACAUCUCUGUUGCUCUCCCCAUGCAGAUCGUCAGUAAGCGUGCAUGGACAAACUGUGCCAACUGCCACACCAGUACGACCACUCUGUGGAGACGCAGCGCCAGCGGAGAGCCAGUCUGUAACGCCUGUGGACUCUACUACAAACUACACAACGUAAGAACUACUCUCACUACUCAGCAUCACGGCUUCUCAUUCCAUUAGACUGCAUAACGGCUUCUCAUUCCAUUAGACUGCAUAACGGCUUCUCAUUCCAUUAGACUGCAUAACGGCUUCUCAUUCCAUUAGACUGCGUAACGGCUUCUCAUUCCAUUAGACUGCCUCACGGCUUCUCAUUCCAUUAGACUACAUAACGGCUUCUCAUUCCAUUAGACUGCCUCACGGCUUCUCAUUCCAUUAGACUGCAUAACGGCUUCUCAUUCCAUUAGACUGCAUAACGGCUUCUCAUUCCAUUAGACUGCAUAACGGCUUCUCAUUCCAUUAGACUGCAUAACGGCUUCUCAUUCCAUUAGACUGCAUAACGGCUUCUCAUUCCAUUAGACUGCAUAACGGCUUCUCAUUCCAUUAGACUGCCUCACGGCUUCUCAUUCCAUUAGACUGCCUCACGGCUUCUCAUUCCAUUAGACUGCAUAACGGCUUCUCAUUCCAUUAGACUGCAUAACGGCUUCUCAUUCCAUUAGACUGCGUAACGGCUUCUCAUUCCAUUAGACUGCGUAACGGCUUCUCAUUCCAUUAGACUGCAUAACGGCUUCUCAUUCCAUUAGACUGCAUAACGGCUUCUCAUUCCAUUAGACUGCCUCACGGCUUCUCAUUCCAUUAGACUGCAUAACGGCUUCUCAUUCCAUUAGACUGCAUAACGGCUUCUCAUUCCAUUAGACUGCGUAACGGCUUCUCAUUCCAUUAGACUGCAUAACGGCUUCUCAUUCCAUAGACUGCGUAACGGCUUCUCAUUCCAUUAGACUGCGUAACGGCUUCUCAUUCCAUUAGACUGCGUAACGGCUUCUCAUUCCAUUAGACUGCGUAACGGCUUCUCAUUCCAUUAGACUGCGUAACGGCUUCUCAUUCCAUUAGACUGCAUAACGGCUUCUCAUUCCAUUAGACUGCGUAACGGCUUCUCAUUCCAUUAGACUGCGUAACGGCUUCUCAUUCCAUUAGACUGCGUAACGGCUUCUCAUUCCAUUAGACUGCGUAACGGCUUCUCAUUCCAUUAGACUGCGUAACGGCUUCUCAUUCCAUUAGACUGCGUAACGGCUUCUCAUUCCAUUAGACUGCAGAACGGCUUCUCAUUCCAUUAGACUGCGUAACGGCUUCUCAUUCCAUUAGACUGCGUAACGGCUUCUCAUUCCAUUAGACUGCCUCACGGCUUCUCAUUCCAUUAGACUGCGUAACGGCUUCUCAUUCCAUUAGACUGCGUAAAUGCUUCUCAUUCCAUUAGACUGCGUAACGGCUUCUCAUUCCAUUAGACUGCAGAACGGCUUCUCAUUCCAUUAGACUGCCUCACGGCUUCUCAUUCCAUUAGACAGCGUAACGGCUUCUCAUUCCAUUAGACUGCGUAACGGCUUCUCAUUCCAUUAGACUGCAUAACGGCUUCUCAUUCCAUUAGACUGCCUCACGGCUUCUCAUUCCAUUAGACUGCGUAACGGCUUCUCAUUCCAUUAGACUGCCUCACGGCUUCUCAUUCCAUUAGACAGCCUCACGGCUUCUCAUUCCAUUAGACUGCAUAACGGCUUCUCAUUCCAUUAGACUGCAUAACGGCUUCUCAUUCCAUUAGACUGCGUAACGGCUUCUCAUUCCAUUAGACUGCAUAACGGCUUCUCAUUCCAUUAGACUGCGUAACGGCUUCUCAUUCCAUUAGACUGCGUAACGGCUUCUCAUUCCAUUAGACUGCGUAACGGCUUCUCAUUCCAUUAGACUGCGUAACGGCUUCUUCAUUCCAUUAGACUGCAUAACGGCUUCUCAUUCCAUUAGACUGCGUAACGGCUUCUCAUUCCAUUAGACUGCGUAACGGCUUCUCAUUCCAUUAGACUGCGUAACGGCUUCUCAUUCCAUUAGACUGCAUAACGGCUUCUCAUUCCAUUAGACUGCGUAACGGCUUCUCAUUCCAUUAGACUGCGUAACGGCUUCUCAUUCCAUUAGACUGCGUAACGGCUUCUCAUUCCAUUAGACUGCGUAACGGCUUCUCAUUCCAUUAGACUGCGUAACGGCUUCUCAUUCCAUUAGACUGCGUAACGGCUUCUCAUUCCAUUAGACUGCAUAACGGCUUCUCAUUCCAUUAGACUGCAGAACGGCUUCUCAUUCCAUUAGACUACAUAACAUUUACAUUUUAGUCAUUUAGCAGACGCUCUUACCCAGAGCGACUUACAGGAGCAAUUAGGGUUAAGUGCCUUGCUCAAGGGCACAUCGACAGAUUUUUCACCUAGUCGGCUCGGGGAUUAGAACCAGCGACCUUUCGGUUACUGCCACAACGCUCUUAACCACUAAGCUACCUGCCACCGGCUUCUCAUUCCGUUAGACUACAUAACAGCCAUUGUGAGUCCGUUGAAUAAUAAUAAUUUGGUGGGUGAUUAUAUUUGUCCUAUUUCACAUAUGUACAAGUUUGUAUUGUACGCAUGUAUAAUCCCAACUUCCCCUGAGUCACUGCCAGGGUCAGCCAUUAUCAACAGCGACACUGGAGCAGUUAGGGUUAAGUGCCUUCUAACCGCCAGGUACCAGCCGCUCCGUAGAGAGACGCAGCAUAUUAUAACUUUAUAAUAAGACAUUAUCAAGGAUCAGACAUGCUUUAUAACAAGUCAUAAAGCAUAAUAUGCCUCCUGUAGCUCAGUUGGUAGAGCAUGGCGCUAAAAUGUAAAUGUAAAUAAUAGCUGCAUGCUGCAGGUAAAGUUACCAACAUGCCUACUGUUAAUAUCUAGUGCUACUAGCCUCUUUUUCUACAUGAAUCAAGACACAUACUUUCCUUUGUUCCUAUAAUGGAAUCCUCUUCAUUCACCCAGGGGAGUAUUCAUACUAAUGUCACUGUUCCUCUGUUCUCCUCUUCAGGUCAACAGACCUCUGACCAUGAAGAAGGAAAGCAUCCAGACACGGAACCGUAAGGUCUCCAUUAAGAACAACAGGGUUAAGCAGAAGACAGGUGUGUUAGAGGCUGAGCUGGGUCUCUACUCUGACUCCUCCCUGUCCAGACUCCAGCCCUCUGACUCCUCUCUGUCCAGACUCCAGCCCUCUGACCUCUCCCUGUCCAGACUCCAACCCUCUGACUCCUCCCUGUCCAGACUCCAGCCCUCUGACCUAUCCCUGUCCAGACUCCAGUCCUCUGACUCCUCUCUGUCCAGACUCCAACCCUCUGACCUCUCUCUGUCCAGACUCCAGCCCUCUGACCUCUCCCUGUCCAGACUCCAGCCCUCUGACCCCUCCCUGUCCAGACUCCAGUCCUCUGACCUCUCCCUGUCCAGACUCCAGCCCUCUGACGACCUUAUGAACCCUUACCUCCUG
Messenger RNA from Coregonus sp. 'balchen', 18265 nucleotides. The record is from the annotation of a GenBank genome assembly. Lineage: Eukaryota; Metazoa; Chordata; Actinopteri; Salmoniformes; Salmonidae.